AGUCGCAUUAAAUUUCAAUUUUAUUAUAAUAUUGACGAUAUUUCUAAUUUAAAAUGCGAAACUCAAGAAUGAAUACAUUGUUCUCAGUAAAUAAAAAUAUUCCGUAUGCUCGAAAAUAUCGCAAGCCAAUAUCGAAAAACCGUUCCACUGGUGAAUACGUGGAGCUAGAACAGGAACAACAAAACCCAAAAUUACAUAAGGUGGGAACAAGUAAUGCUGGGGAACAACCUCAAGCAUCUACUUCUAGAUCACAAGCGACAAGUCUGACUGAGGUUUCAUCCCCGAGCUCAAUAGUAACAGACUCUAACGAUAGCAGCGAUUUGAAUUUGGAAGUUCAUGAGCUUGCAUACUUUACAUCAGUUCAAAUCGAUAAUUUAGGAUCAGUCUCACCAACAUCUGAAAGAAACCAUGAGAAUAGUUCAAGGAAUAGUUCCUAUAUUCAAGACGAUAUUAGUGACGCUUCUACGGACAAUAUUGAGUCUGAUAAUCAGAAUGAGGAGGAUCUUGAUUUGAACUUUAUUGGACCUUUACAUCCUCACUUAACGGUGACAAAGAAAGAAGUUAUGAUAAUGCUCAUGAAAAUAUUUAUGAGGCAUAAUCUUUCGAACAAAGCCCUUGAAGACAUUCUGCAGUUGAUCAACGUUAUUAUUGGAUAUGCAGUAUUGCCAU
Messenger RNA from Armigeres subalbatus, 669 nucleotides. RefSeq lists its product as uncharacterized. The annotation marks the transcript as partial. The transcript is spliced from 4 exons. The record is from RefSeq and is a predicted model, not a curated record. NCBI's taxonomy places the organism in Eukaryota, Metazoa, Arthropoda, Insecta, Diptera, Culicidae.